Anopheles gambiae (African malaria mosquito) is the source of this 963-nucleotide messenger RNA. RefSeq lists its product as uncharacterized. The transcript has a single exon. The annotation marks the transcript as partial. The record is from RefSeq and is a predicted model, not a curated record. NCBI's taxonomy places the organism in Eukaryota, Metazoa, Arthropoda, Insecta, Diptera, Culicidae.
UUUAAGACGGUUGAAAAAAUAAAAUCAAAAGCCUACGCGGAUUACAGUAGAACGAGAUCAUCGCUGCAUAGCAGAAUUUUUUUCGAUGCACUGAACAAUUAUCGUCGACAUAAUCGUGUGCUCUACCGCUCCUUCAUUCGCCGUACUGAAAGGCAGCUAUUUUCUAAGCCGACACGGUUCUGGAGCUUCUGGAACAAACGGCGCAAUAUAAGAAGUAUCCCUCCGUCAAUGAGCUACAAUGGCCAAACUAGUAUCGAUACAUCCGAUAUUUGCAACACUCUCGCCAAUCGUUUCGCUGAUGCAUUCACCCUUCCUGUUCUCAAUCCUAACACACUAGCAGAGGCCACCCGCAAUACUCCAUCGGAUGCUAUCGAUUUUAUUAUACCCACAAUUGACGAAGCAUUAAUUGCGCGCACACUCAACGAUAUAAAACCAUCUACAUCAUCUGGACCUGACAAUAUUCCCGCAUACAUUUUGAAGCACUGCCGUCAAUCACUCGCACCCAUUCUUGCCAAAAUAUUUAAUGAUUCCCUUAUGCGUGGCACGUAUCCUGAGUCCUGGAAACACGCGCGAAUGAUUCCUAUCCAUAAAAAAGGCAGUCGACUUCAUGCUAGUAAUCCAUGGCAAUCCCACCACGCUCGGCCCACCUACCAUCAGCGGUGUCUGCUUCUCGGACUUGAACCACUCUGCUCUCGACGUAAAAACGCCCAAUGCCUUUUCAUAUUUCGGCUCCUUAACGGAGAGAUCGAUUCCCCGGCAUUACUAGCCAGCAUCAAUUUGUUCGCUCCCUGUCGGAUUCUUAGAUCCAAUUUCCAUCUCCGUGUACCGCGUACCCGCAACAACCAUAGCCAGGGACACCCUAUUAUACGUAUGUCCCUCGAGUUCAAUGAAGUGUUAGAUUUGUUCGAUUUUAGUAUGUCUACUUCCACGUUCAAGGAGAAAUUGCGUCUACGUCACAUGUAA